AUGAUUUGCAACGUUUCUUUCCGCAGUAUGAAGUUGCUUACAAUACUGAGCUUCUUCUCUCUCCUGGAUUUCGGAAAUGCAAGGAUCAUUCCAUUUGGAGAAACCCCAAAUUUUCUCCAAUUCGAACUCACAUUAACUUGGGAGGAUGCGGCACCGGACGGCACAGUUAGGAAAGCCAUCCUGAUGAACAAUCAACUGCCCGGCCCUACUCUGCGAUUGAAACAGCACGAAAGUGUACAGUUUUUGGUCCGUAACUUAUUACCAGUGUCAACCGCCAUACAUUUCCAUGGAAUCGACCAGUUGGGUACCCCGUGGUCCGACGGUGUGCCAGGCCUCUCGCAGCGGGCAAUUCAGCCUGGAGAGAGCUUCAUGUACAGAUGGACGGCAAAUUCGUAUGGAAGUUAUUUUUAUCAUGCCCACUCCAGAGGCCAGCUAAUGGACGGACUGUUUGGUGCCAUCUACGUCGAACCAUCGAAUAUUCAAGAGCGACCUUUCAAACUGAUUUCCAGUGAUGAAUCCAAAGUCGAAGCUAUGCUUCAGGCAGAAAGACAGACAAGGCCAUUGAUACUUUCCGACUGGAGGCAUCUAACUUCUGAGCAAGUUUGGGAAGCCGAAGUGGCCUCAGGGCUGGAUGCGCCUUGUGUGAAUUCUCUGCUCAUUAACGGAAAGGGCUCGGUGAAUUGCUUUGAUCAAAACUUCAUUAAUCAAAUGACAUCGCCUGCAGUAAAAGCCCUUCUUCAAGGUAAUAACCUUACAGAUAUUGCAUGCCCGCCGCCGUUUAUUACGAAUCUCGAAGGAUCAUAUGGCCCGGUCAACUAUAGCGCAAUCCCCUUCGGGCUGUUUUCUGGCUGUAGAGCCUCUCAAGGCAGAACCGAGGUAUUCAACAUAGAUCCUUCUGAGAAAUAUGUGAGCUGGGAUAUCAUCAGCGCAUCGGGCACCAAGUUCAUGAUCUUCUCUAUCGACCAGCACUCGAUGUGGAUAUAUGCGAUCGAUGGUCACUAUAUUGAUCCGAGUCAGGUAGAUGCUAUCAAGAUUGCAACUGGCAGCCGAUACUCGGUUCUUGUGGAGCUCAACAAACCCGCAAAUAGCUAUGCUAUGCGGGUGGUAGAUGCCGGGAUACAAAUUGUGAACGCGACAGCGGUUCUAUCAUAUAAGAGAAACCCGCUGGACCCCACGACUCUAGGUGAUAUGAUCGCCCCAUCAGAAACUCCGCAUAUUGAUGUAACCGGAGCUGCGACAUCCGAUAGUGUGGAAUUUUCAAACGAAUUCGGAUUUGUUCCAUAUCCUGAUUGCAAACCCCCCCUUCUAUUUAAUCGCACAGCCAUUACCGAUAGUGACCUAAGAAUCAUCACUCGGAACGGAACAUGGGUCGACAUUAUCAUUACCAACCCGCUCCUUGGGCAACCCACUCACGCAAUCCAUAAACACUCUAACAAAUUCUACGUUAUUGGCCACGGAUUUGGAGACUGGAACUACACGUCAGUCGCUGAGGCAAUGGAGUUCAUUCCAGAUAAUUUUGACUUGCUGAGUCCGCAGCUUCGGGAUACGUUUGUCGUCGAGGGAACACGUGCGGGACGUAGUUGGCUAGCCAUCAGGUAUCAGGUGGUAAACCCAGGAGCUUUCAUCAUUCAUUGUCACAUUCAGCCGCAUUUGAGUGGUGGAAUGGCUAUGGCGAUUCUGGACGGAGUGGAUGCCUGGCCUCAGCUUCCUCCGUAUCAACUCACCGCGCGCUGA
Messenger RNA from Penicillium cosmopolitanum, 1734 nucleotides. Its product is annotated as laccase-1. The transcript has 4 exons. NCBI's taxonomy places the organism in Eukaryota, Fungi, Ascomycota, Eurotiomycetes, Eurotiales, Aspergillaceae. Gene Ontology annotation, molecular function: copper ion binding; oxidoreductase activity. The record is from RefSeq and is a predicted model, not a curated record. The coding region runs from base 1 to 1734 and encodes 577 amino acids.